Molecule: messenger RNA, 2434 nt
Organism: Megalobrama amblycephala (Wuchang bream)
Lineage: Eukaryota; Metazoa; Chordata; Actinopteri; Cypriniformes; Xenocyprididae
Gene: irg1l
Product: immunoresponsive gene 1, like
Exons: 7
Coding region: 573-2069 (498 amino acids)
Molecular function (GO): lyase activity
Source: RefSeq, a predicted model, not a curated record
GGCAAAAGCUUUUUCUCAUAGUGGAUGUUUUAGCCUUCAGGCAUUAAAACUAACACCGCCUCUCUGACACAGAUGUAACUCUUGGCUGAAGAAUUAUACUAUUACAGUUCAGGUGGCAGUACAAUGACAACUGAAGAGAUUUCAUCUCAAACAGCCAGCAGACAAGAGUCAACACACAGAUUGCUGUCUGUGGACAAUGCUUGAGGAUAAAUGUGCAAAACAUACUCAGUGGAGCUGGGAGGAGUUACGGUCAACCAACCCAUGUCCUCAUCAAUUAUGACAUCAUUGACCCUUUCAUUAAACAAUUUGUUUCCUGCUGAGAAAUCCCACCUAUGAACCUAAAAAUAGCAAAACUUGGGAAAUCCAGCCCUAGUUCUUCAGUGGGUUCAGUGGGUGUGUCAUUGUCUUUUGUGGUCCAGUACUGUAUAAAUACAUCAUCAUCAUCACCUACCUUCAAUCAUUCCAUCUCUACACUGAGAUAGGCAAAAGAAGACAGCCUUUCUUCAACUUCGAAUCAACAAACAGAGAUAUCAAGCAUCUUCGUAUCCAGAUUCUGACCAAAAAUUAGCAACAUGCUCUCGACUGUGCAGAAAUCUACAAGAUACCUGUCUGCUUUUUCUGCUGCCCGAGGACUCCAUAAGUCUGCACUAGAUGUGGCAGAGCGUCCUGCCCCUGAGGAAACAGUGACCAGCAGCUUUGGCAGGUUUAUUCAGAGCGUACAACCAAGGCAUCUGUCACCAACCGUGCUGCAACGCAGCAAACGCAUGAUUCUGGACAGCAUCGGUGUUGGGCUUUUGGGAAGCACCACUGAGGUGUUUGAACUUGCCCUUCAGCACUGCCAGCACAUGUAUGCUUCUGAUGACAUCAGCUUCGUCUAUGGGCGCCAAGGUGUGAAGCUUUCCCCAACCCUUGCAGCUUUUGUCAAUGGAGUUGCAGCUCACUCGAUGGACUUUGAUGACACUUGGCACCCGGCAACCCACCCCUCUGGAGCAGUACUGCCUGCUCUCCUGGCUAUAAGUGACAUGUUGCACGAGAACAGCAAACCAAGUGGGCUUGACUUUCUAACCGCCUUCAAUGUGGGCAUCGAAAUACAGGGUCGGCUGAUGAGAUUCUCCAAUGAGGCUCACAACAUCCCUAAGAGGUUCCAUCCUCCCAGUGUGGUGGGCACUCUGGGUAGUGCUGCAGCCUGUGCUCGCCUCCUCUCUCUGGAUCGCAAUCAGUGCAGUAAUGCCUUGGCCAUCGCUGCAUCUUUGGCAGGUGCACCAAUGGCUAAUGCUGCAACACAAUCCAAACCUCUUCACAUCGGAAACGCCUCUCGCCUCGGGCUCGAAGCAGCCCUGCUGGCAUCUCGUGGGUUGGAAGCAAGUCCUCUGGUCCUGGAUGCAGUGCCUGGCGUAGCUGGCUUCAGCGCUUUCUAUGAAGACUAUGCCCCACAACCCAUCGGUUCUCCUGAGAAGGAUGAGCACAACUUCCUCUUAGAGAGACAAGACAUUGCUUUCAAGCGCUUCCCUGCACACCUCGGAAUGCACUGGAUUGCUGAUGCUGCCACUGUUGUGCGCAAGAACCUGGUUGGCCUGAGAGGAGGUAGCAUUUCUCCAAACAUGGUGCAGGAUAUCCUCCUUAGGGUGCCGCUCUCCAAGUACAUCAACCGCCCAUUCCCGGAGACAGAGCACCAGGCACGGCACUCCUUCCAGUUUAAUGCCUGCACUGCCCUGUUGGAUGGAGAAGUCACAGUGCAGUCCUUCCACCCAGAGGCCCUCCAACGGCCCGAACUUCAUGCGCUCCUCUCCCGUGUCCGUUUGGAGCACCCCCAUGACAACCCGGCCAAUUUCAACAUAAUGUAUGGUGAGGUGGAGGUUACCUUGGUAAGUGGAGAUGUCCUACAAGGGCGCUGUGACACCUUCUACGGCCACUGGAGGAACCCACUUAGCCAAGAAAGCCUGCAGAAGAAGUUCCGUAACAAUUCAGGCACAGUUCUGUCCAAUGAGAGGGUGGAGAGGCUGAUCGAAGCUGUCGAAGGCCUGGACCAUCUAGAUGACUGUAAACCAUUGCUAGCUCAACUGCAGUAAACAGCUUGGUGCUUUUAUUACAACAUGACACCAAUAAUGCAAUAUGAAUAUAGAAUUUUUGUGAAACACAACUACUUGUAGAAUUUAUUUAAUAGAAGUACUGCUCAUAACAUGUUAUACUCUCUCUUGAUGUACAUACUGUAGACUAACAGUACAAGCUGUCUUAUUUUCCUGCUGUGCAUUUCUGUUUUCAUGUUUUUACAAUAUUUAUUUACACUAUGACAAAAGUUAAAUAUGUUUGUAAAUAUAGUUUUUGUGUUGUGUGCUCUUUUUUAAAUACUGUAUAAUAGAAUCUUCCUGAUGACUUCUGCUUUAUGUAAGAUGUUGUUUAGAUUGAAACUCAAUAAAUUUCAAAACUUACUUUA